Brassicogethes aeneus is the source of this 5111-nucleotide messenger RNA. The record is from the annotation of a GenBank genome assembly. NCBI's taxonomy places the organism in Eukaryota, Metazoa, Arthropoda, Insecta, Coleoptera, Nitidulidae.
AUUGACUUCCCUGUCGUCCCGUGUGUUGUCAAAAUAAAAUUGUCUAAAAACAAAUAUAGGACUAUUAAACAAUUAUGAGAAUAAGUUAAUUAAUAUUAUAAAUAAUUAAGUGAUUGUAGAAUAAUUUAGGAGGAGUUUAGGAGUUAAAGUUGGGUACUUUUAGUGAAAACCGACCAUUCUAAAAAUAAUUUAAAACAAUUUUUGUUAUAAUUCAAUUAGGCUCUGUAAAUAAUUUAAAAUGAAAGUGGUGCAGUUUAACUAAAUUCAAACAUUAUGGUGCAUAGUAAUUUUAAAAGAUAGUGUAUAAUGGACAUUAAGUUAACAAAUAAUGAGAACACAGAGGAUUUCGUCAGCUCCACUGGGUGUAAUUCAAUUAACAGCCCUCGAAAUUCCCUCGAAGACGAGGAAAGCAGCGAAAAAAAUGGAAAUGCCUUAACCGCAAAACCAACCUUUAAAAGUGUCCUGCAAGCCAAAAAAAGACUGCAAGCUUUUUCCAGUAACAAACUUUUAUUAGCCAGUAAUUCGCCCAAAAAAACGCCUGAAGAAAUCGACAAAAAUGAUAAAAUUUCACCUAAAAAGGCAAAAAAAGAGCUUUAUCCAGAUGAAAAGUUUAAAAGUACAAUUAAAGAAAUCGAAUCCAUAAAAAUGUCUUCAGGUUGUAAACGGGUAAAACCUGAACGUGAAAUACUGGAUGAAAUAAAUAAAAUUAACAUUGAUUUAUCGAAAAGCAUGUUUAGUUUGUCGUCAACAUCAGAAAUUAUAGACGCAGAUAAUCAUUUUCGAAAGGUGGAAGUUAAAACUCGAAAUUAUCGGAAAACCGAUGAAAUUAAAGAAUCAUCUCCUCGUGAUGAGAAAAAAAGUCAUAAAAGUCAAAAAAGGGAUAGUUAUCCUAAAAAUUGGCUUGAAUAUAAGGAACAAAAAUUUAAACCUGGAAAAGAUUCACAGCUAAAAACUGGUACAAUUUCAGAUUUUAUCAAGUUUUUUACUUUUGAAACGCCAUCCCCCGCUACGCCAGAUGUAAAAUAUAAAACUGAACGAGGGAACAUAUCAGUUGUACCUUUUCGAUACGUUAGACAAACCAAAAUGAAACCGCACAUCUCGUUCAGCACCAACUACAACACCGUCAAGGAUAGUUUCGUGUCCAAAAAACAGUUGAUGGAUUUGAUACCUAGUGCGAGGAGGGAGUUGAUUGAAAAACUCUACGGCGGUUCAUCAAAAAAACCAUUGGUCGACGAUAAAGUGGUAGCGAGGAAAUGGUUUCCGAAAUCGUGGAAGAAAAGCGACAACGUGGAAGGUAAAUUACUGGAAAAUUCGGUGGGUCUUUCGUUCCUUCAAAGUUACUCCGACGAAGAAGACAUCGCAGAAGAAACUGCCGAAGAAAACGUUGAGGAACAAGUGAAUACUACUAAUAAAGUGGAAUCCCCCGUAAAACCAACGGUCGCACGGGAAGAAAUCAAAAGCAAAUGGGAUGAAGAUGCCUCAGAAAACAAAAAAGAGGAUACGUGGGAGGUUACGACACCGCCAAAAGUGGACAAAUCGCAAACCCCGGAACCAGAAAACGAUUGCGAAUCGAAAAGUAAUAAGAAGAGAAAAAAAAACGCGAAAAAAGAACCGCCCGGUAAAAAACGAAGUAAGAAGAAAAGCAAAGCGAAGAAAAGCGACGACGACGAUGAAAAGAGAAAGAAGAAGAAACACAAAGUGAAAGAUAUGAAGGAGAGGAAGAACAAAAAGGAGAAAAAACGUAAAAAAGAGAAAUCAUCGGACGAUAAAGAGAGCGAGGAGAGGCAAAAAUACAUCGAGGAUUUAAUAGAGCAGAUAGAUCACGUGGAAAAGAUCAAAUCGAAGAAGGAGAAGGAGCAGAAAUUGAAGAAGGAAGAGCGCAAAGACGAAGAGCCUAAGAAAUCGAAGAAGCACAAGUCUGAUGAUGAGAGCGAGAAGAAGAAGGUUGUCAAAGAGAAGAAGAGGAAAAGAUCUAAAUCGAACGAUAAAGAGAGAUCCAAAUCAAGCGACAGUAAGAAGAAGGAGAAAGAAGUGAAAGAAUCUUCGAACGAAGAAGAAGAAAGUCGCACUCCCAUCAGACCUGCCGCGGUGAAGAAGGCAAAAACCACGACUCCCGAUACCGAGGGUUACAACUCGCGGUGGGAGAGCGAGGACGAGGUUCAGGCGGUGGCGGUUAAGGAUUUGAACAGGUCCUGGGAGAGCGACGAGGAGGUUUUCGAGCGCGAGAGGAGGAACAGGCGGGAGAAAACCCCGCCCACGCUAGAUGAAGAGCUGAAACUGCUGCAGCACGAAAGUAAGUCUUUGAGCGAGGAGCGAUUGCGUUUGGAGCGCGAGAAGAUCAAGGUGCAGCAGCUGGAAAUGCAGUACGAGAGUUUGGAGAGGAAAUCCAAGGCGGACAAGAAGAAAUAUGAGGAGAUCUACAAAAGUUACAAAGUUAGCAAGGAGGCAAAACCCGACUACGACAAGUUCGAGAUUCUCGAUGUGGAUUUAAGCAAAGUGAAGCUCGAAGUCAAAGAGAUUAAACCGAACGCAUUGGAAAACGAGUAUGAAGAGUUCAUGAAAGCCGUCACGGAUAAAGAGGUAACCCCCACACACGACGUCAAGCUGGAAACAACUCCCCCGCGCGACAAAAAAAUCGACGAACUGACCAGCACCCCGAAACCGACUAAAAACACAGUAGAGUCCGUCACACUGCCACCCACAGACAUACCGUUACCCCUCCCGUUACCGCUUCCGUUACCCGUACCGAGUCCCCGAACGGACACAAUUCCGACUAACACACUGACCGACAAAAACAUCGAAAACGCGUCGAUUAACCUCGAAAUCCCCGUACCGUCUCAUUCUUCUCCGAUCAAAACCGUCGCGUCCCCGAACAUAGACAGCAACAGCUUCGACAUCGGCGAGAAGAAGCCGUUCGUUUUCUCAAUACCGACGAAGAAGCAACUGAUCGACACCAAGUUGAAUCUCGACGACGAGGAUGACGAAGAACCGCGAAGAUUGACCUCCAUGGAGGAGAUCAACGAAAUCAAAAAAGACGGAGACGUCCUACUGGGUAUGGUGGUCGUCGACGAAGUCAAGAACAAAGAGGAGAUCAAAAAGAAGGAUCCUCCCGCGGCGGCGAAGAAAAAGGACGAGAGGAGACGCAGUAGAUCGCCGCGGAGAAGAUCUCCGGGUAGAAGAAAUAGAGAGUCGCCGGUUAGAAAACGCGGCUUGGGCUUGGGCGGCCGAAGAUCACGUUCUCCGCGCGGCAGGAGAAUCUCUUCGCCGCGCAGAAAACGCAGCGCUUCACCGCGUCACAUAAAGCGCCGAAGCAAGUCGCCGAAGCGCAAGCUAUCGCCUAGGAGGCGUAGCUCGUCUCCGCGACCUAAGAGACGUAGAUCUUCGCCUUCGAAGGAAAGAGCGAAAUCUCCGUCUCUGGGUGGCUCGAAGAAGAGCGUGGCCGACUCCACCAUCUCCGACGAUCUGCUGCCGCAGCCUAGUCUGCACGAGGAGUACUCCGAAUCUCCCAUAACGCGUUUCAACGACAGGAACCGGCAGUCCGACUCUCCUAAGCGCCCGUCGUUAGACACGCGGAUAAAUCAGCUGUGCGGUCUUCAGAAGCAACCGCCGUCGCCGUACGAGCACCAUUACGGCGCCUACGGUCAGUAUCAGCUUCAGUAUGGGGGAGGCUACAACGCGAGCUCCCCCAACAUCCAGGUGCCCAUCACCAAACCGCAAGUCAAUCAGGUGGUGCAAGUGGGUAAUAUGUUGCAAAUCGUGCCCACCGAAGAUAUUCCCGUGCCCAAUGUGAAGCCCCCGACGCCGCAACUUCAUCAUCAUCCACAUCCACAACAGUCAGCACCUCAUGCGCAACAUAGGCAGGUGCAACAGAUCGUACAGGUGGGCAACAUGCUUCAAAUAGUUCCUCAAAACUUGUCCCCCGAAAUGGCGGAAAUGGAGGCGGCACAAAUUCAACCGCCCCCGCUUCCCCUGGAGGAAACGUCAGCCGCGGAAAAAUCCUCCAUUGAAGACGUGAUGAAGCUGAAGAACGCCGAAAGGCGCGCCGAGAGGGAAAAGAGGAGACAGGAGAGGGAGAGGAGGAGGAAGGAGAAGGAGAAGCGCAGGAAGGAGAAGGAGAAACAGAAGCAAAUAAAGAUGAAGCUACGUACCGAGAAUUUGAUCAAGAAAGCGCUUCAGCGAGAAGAAGAAGAGGAAGAGGAAUACCUCGAGGGCGAAGACGACGAGCCGGCGUCGUGGCUGACCGCGCCGCCGUCGGUCGUGUUCGAUUCGACGCGCGAGGCCGAGAGGAGCGCCAUGCUGCACAGAGGGGACUGCGCAGCCGGCGAUUGCGAGUCGGGCAAGAAGCGCGUGCGUUUCGCGGACGGGGUGUGCCCCGGCGAGGGCACGUCGCCCUCUGGCGGCGAAGAGCUCUCCUCGCCGCCUCCCACGCCCGUCAAGAGGCUGAAGAAGACCAAAGUGCCCAAGAAGGUCAAGAAGAAGAAGAUCAGGGUAAAGGUCGUCAAAAGACAAGACGAAUCCGAGGAAGAAGACAACCUGCCGCCCCCGUCGCCGCCCCCGGGCUCGCCGCCCCCGCACCUUUACCCCCCUCGCGUCAAAACCCACACGAUCAACAACAUACACCCGCAGCAGCAAUUCGUUGCCAACAUGUCAGGAGGCGGCGCAGUCGCGCCGCCAUACGCCGCCUCCGCUGCUUUGUACGCUAGAGCGCCGCCGCCGGUCGGCAUCGGCAUGGCUCUGCCGCCGCCCCCGCCUCCCCAAGUCGUUCACGCGCACGCGCCCCCCCACGUUUACCAGACGCCGCCACCGCCGCCCAUGGGGCAGAUCAACAUCUACGGCGCGCCGCCCAGACCCCCUCCAGGUCAGUAUCUUCAAGUACAAGAAAGAAGAAAAAAAACGAGGUGGGAGUCCCUGGACAUAAUUGUGUAAAAUAUUGUGUACUUGUAUUAAAUUUUAUAUAAUUAAUAAUUGUUUUUAUUAUUUGAAAUUGUAUUCGCAGUUAUUGCGAAGUAUCGAUUUUUAUUGUAUAAAAAUGUAAUUCUCUAUUACCUAUACCAAUAGGUUUAUUUGAAGGAGUUUAAUUUGAAAAAUAAAAUAUUUUUACAUAUGGUUAA